UAUUUUGUAAAUCCAUCCGAUGCUAUGAGUGGUUAAAUUGCAAAUCGUGUUUUAUUCUAACAAAGUCUUGAUUUCUUUAGGUGAUAAAAAAAUCCUUUCGGAGACAAAUAUGAAGUGACAUUUGUUGAAUGUGUAUGCUUUAAUAUAAUUUGGCAAAGAAAAGUGUGUAUAUAUCAAUGAGUAUAGGUGAAGUUAAUAUCUUAGAAGUAGUAUCAUAGGCAGUGUCCUACUCUUCACAAACGUCUCUAUUAUUUCAAGUGUUUUAACUUUGGUAUUAAAUUAUGAAACGUUUGAAGAGAGCUUUGUCACUGAGUAAAUCACCAAGAAUAGAAGAAAGUAUCUCUGAAAUUGAAGAGGAUUUAAAUAAAGCUCAUAUUGGUGAAAUUAAAGAACAUGAAGAAAAUGGUAUUUAUAUUCAUGGUCACUCCAACGGGCAUUUAAAUGGCAAUAAUAAUGAGAUCAUAAAGGGCACUGAUAACAAAUUGGCAAGUCGAACCCAAAGUGUUGUAUCAAAUGACUCAGGUCAUGGAUCUGGUAAUGAGUUAGAUAGUCAACCAAAGUUGACUCCCCCUGUUCGAUUUCGAAGGAUGGCAAAUUUUUCUUUGGAAAUGCAGAAAAAGCGAAUGUCAUUGCCAGCAAAUCUGAAUUUGUAUCCAAAUAUGUAUGAACAGGGUGAAGCUGUCCCAUCAUCACCUUUUGAACAAACUAUGUCAAGAAAAGAGCGUCGGGCUUCAAUGGCUGAGCUCGGAUAUGGAAAAAUGAGCUCUUACACAAAGCUUGAUAAGCUUGGCGAGGGGACCUAUGCUACUGUUUUUAAAGGGAAGAGUCGUUUAACUGACACUAUAGUUGCUUUAAAAGAAAUUCGUCUUGAACAUGAAGAGGGUGCGCCAUGUACUGCAAUUCGGGAAGUUUCAAUUCUUAAAGAUUUAAAGCAUGCAAAUAUUGUGACACUUCAUGAUAUCAUACACACACCAAAAUCAUUGACGCUGGUUUUUGAGUAUUUAGAAAAAGAUUUGAAAUCAUACAUGGAUGACUGUGGAGGAAUUAUCGCAUUAUCAAAUGUUAAACUCUUUUUGUUUCAAAUAUUAAGAGGUCUUCAUUAUUGUCACAAAAGGAAAGUUUUGCAUAGAGAUUUAAAGCCUCAGAAUUUGCUGAUAAAUGAAAAGGGUGAAUUAAAACUUGCAGACUUUGGAUUGGCUCGUGCAAAAUCUGUACCAACAAAAACAUAUUCAAAUGAAGUUGUAACAUUAUGGUACCGGCCUCCUGAUGUAUUGCUUGGCUCUACAGUGUAUAAUGCUUCUAUAGAUAUGUGGGGUGUAGGAUGCAUAUUCUAUGAAAUGGUAACUGGCCGACCCAUGUUCCCAGGUUCUACAUCUGACAAUGAACUUACUUUAAUAUUUAAGAUGUUAGGCACGCCUAAUGAAAAAACAUGGCCUGGUAUAACAACAAACCCAGAAUUUAUAGCAGGUCGUUUUCCAAAUUAUAGACCUGAGAAAUUACAUAAUCACUUACCAAGAAUUGAGCUUGAAGGCUUAGAUUUGCUACAAAAAUUUAUUUGCUUUGUACCUACAGCACGUAUUGAUGCUUUUGCAGGAAUGAAGCAUUCCUACUUUGCUUCUUUAGGAACAGACGUCUUCAAUCUAAGUGAAACUGAGUCAAUAUUUUCAUUGAGUGACAUGCACUUAUCAAAAGAUCCCGGGUUUAGGUCUGCUGUGCGCCAAGAACGAUCAGGUGGUAAUCGACGUCGUUUAAGUUUGUUAUUUUAAGCGCAUUUUAAUAGUUGCACAGAAUGCCUGAUAAAUUCAAUUAUCAGAAGUGCGUGGUUCGAGUAAAAUUCCUCUAAAUAAACUGUUUGAAAUAAAUUUUUAAGAGAUAUUUUGAUCAAAUUCAUAAUAAAAAUGAACAAACAUUAAAAACUUCAAUUAAGAAGACGAGGAAAAAAGUAUUCCAUUGAUGUCAGUUUUGUUAUAAAUGCAUUUUCCUAUUGAUGAGAACUUAAUUUCUUUUCCUCAAGAUCAGUUGCAUUGUGGAGACUUUUAUCUCCUAUUUUAUGGCUGGUACCAUUCUACAUUGCACUGCGUGAAAGAUUUUUCUGUUUUAAAGCCUUUCAGAUAACUUAUUGAACCUUUCAAAACGAAACACACUUGAUGGUCAAAACGGAUUUUUUUGACUGCCCAAGUGAAUUGUUUUGCGUUUUUGUUUUUUACUUUUUUAUGAAAAAGAAAAUUUAUACUUCUAUUGAUAAAUUCAAUAAACUAGGUUCUUAUAAGUAUUUUCUGCAAGUAUAUUAUGUAUAUAGUAAAUAAUUUGUGCUAGCCAAUAUUUUAUGACAUUUAUCCUUUUUUAAUAGAUGCCAUUUAAUGAAGUCACCCCCUUUUUUUUUCGCUUUAUAGUUUUCUGUUGAAAUAGCACAAAGUUAUUUUUCCAUGAAAUUUUUAGAUAUAGUUUUUAUGUAGUUUGAAUGACAAAUAUUGCAGCUUGAUUUCCAAAUAUUGUUUUUAGACAGUGCAUAUAUAUUUUUUUUUUUGUUUUUAAGAGUUUAAUUUAUAAUAUCAGUGUAUUACACUAUUUUUCUUUCUACUAUAAAUGAAUGAACAAAAUGCUGUAAAAUAUCAAAAUUUAUAUUAUAUAGUUUUAAUGAUUA
Molecule: messenger RNA, 2644 nt
Organism: Hydra vulgaris (swiftwater hydra)
Lineage: Eukaryota; Metazoa; Cnidaria; Hydrozoa; Anthoathecata; Hydridae
Product: cyclin-dependent kinase 5 homolog
Biological process (GO): protein phosphorylation
Cellular component (GO): nucleus; cytoplasm
Molecular function (GO): cyclin-dependent protein serine/threonine kinase activity; ATP binding
Source: RefSeq, a predicted model, not a curated record